AUGGGCACAAAGCCACCGCAGUCUCUUUCGAGCCCUUUGAGCUUCCCCUCCUCUAACCAGCGUGUGCUUGGGCGUCCACACCCUCCUAACACAGUGAUCCCUCUCGCCCUGCGUCUCACAAACGAAGAUUCCCCACCAAAGUUAGACACUAUUGUGGAUACUAUCAAGACUCUUCAAGAGCGGGAGGGAAUUUUCACCAAAAAGCUCGCGCGCCACGGCACGUUACUAUUUCGAGGCCUCCCCAUUCACAAUGCCGAAGACUUUAGCAAGUUUGCCCUUGCCUUUGGGUACAAGCCACACGAGAUUAUUGGGAUAGUUGUUGACAGACCUUUACUGGCACCUAAUGUCGCACCGGCGAACGAAGCACCGAAAGAAGUACUCAUUUACAACCACAAUGAAUCCCCACAAGUUCCUCACGCACCGGAGUAUAUUUUUUUCUAUGGCCAUAAUGCUCCGAAGAGUGGAGGCGAAUCACCCGUUUCAUCUUCGCUUGAGCUAUUCAAUCGCGCCCAGCAAGAAAUCCCGGAUUUUAUCGCAGAGAUCACAGAGAAAGGCAUCCUCAGCAGGGUGACCUACAAAACCGAUAAGCAAUACGAGGGAGGCUCGACUCUUCGACAAGCUUUCGGUAAACAAAUUGUGGAAGGAGACGACGAGGAGACCAAAAAGCGAAAAAUAGAAGCGCAGAUUGAACGAUAUGGACGGGGAAAAUAUACGACCUGGGAGUGGACAGAUGAUGGGUUGGUGCUCACACAUCGCUUACCUGUGAUCCGUACCCAACCUGGAACCAAUCUGCCCUCUUUAUUCACAGGACUGGCAUCCUAUUGGAAGAGGGCGCAGGUUGAUCUUGACGCGCGACGAAACGUUACACAGCAACUGUACGGUGAUGGGUCGGUAAUCCCAGAGAAGUAUGUUGCGCAUCUGGCCAAGAUCACAGACGAGAUUCGUGUGUUGCAUCGUUGGCAGGAGGGUGAUGUGCUGGUCUACGAUAAUAUUAUUGCUCAACAUGGUAGGGAGCCGUGGCAAGGAGACCAGAGUGAUCGGGUUGUUAUGGCUAGCUUGUUCGAUGGCGAGAAUGUUCCUGGCCCAUAUGGGUUUGGUGACUGGGCACGGGUUGUGCAGGCUUCAGUGUGA
Messenger RNA from Penicillium waksmanii, 1131 nucleotides. RefSeq lists its product as uncharacterized. The record is from RefSeq and is a predicted model, not a curated record. NCBI's taxonomy places the organism in Eukaryota, Fungi, Ascomycota, Eurotiomycetes, Eurotiales, Aspergillaceae. The transcript is spliced from 2 exons. Gene Ontology annotation, molecular function: oxidoreductase activity. The coding region runs from base 1 to 1131 and encodes 376 amino acids.